UCAAAUAGAAAUCGGCCAUUUUGUUUGUCACUUUGACUUGACAAUACGUCCACGUUGUUUGCAAUGUGAUCUGUGAAUAUUUAUUUUAAAAUUAAAAUCAUGUCUAUGUUAGCGGGACCUCGUCGGAAACAAAAAGUAAUUAAUCUGCGUGCGAAAAAUAAUGCAUGGAGCAAUGAUAGCAGUAAGUUCGGCCAGCGAAUGUUGGAAAAGAUGGGGUGGACCACUGGCAAGGGGUUAGGUGCUAAUGAAAAUGGUAUUGUGGAGCAUGUUGUGGCCAGGUACAAGAACGAUGAGAAAGGACUUGGUUUUGAGGAUAAAAACGAUCAGUGGACUAAGCACGAAGACGAUUUCAAUGCUUUGUUAGCGAAUUUAUCCAACGAUGAUGCAAGUGUAGAAAAACUACAUAGUGGUAUAUCAUUAGAAGUGAAAUCAAAGAAAAGUAAAGCAAGGGUCCACUAUCACAAGUUUACACGAGGCAAAGAUCUUACCCGCUACAGUGAAAAGGAUUUGGCUAACAUUUUUGGCAAAAAGAGCCUGAAGAGUGAAGAGAAAACCGAAAAAAUUAUUCUAAAGGAUGUAAAACACAUGAAAGAGACAGAACAAGUAUUCACAGAGAAAGGUAGCAUGGAAGAUUAUUUCAAAAGCAAACUUGCGGCUUUUAAGUCAAAGAGUACAUUAUUAUUCAAUAAAAAUGUCAUUAAAGAUGAAGAUGAAAAUGCAGAGUAUGUUUUUUUGGGAUUUUCUACAAACUGUGAUGAACCUGAACAAAACAUAAAAAUGUCUGAAUAUGAGCAAUUUUCUUUUUAUAGUUCAAAUACAGAUAAUUCAAAUCUUAGAUUAGGAGAAACAAAUGAACAAUCUUGUGAACAUGAUGGAAAGGUUAAAAAAAAGAAGAAAAAGUCGAAAGAGUUAGAAUCUAAUAUUACCGAUGUAUCAGAAGGAGUUAUAAACUUGAAUAAUCGGAGUGAAGCAGACAAUUGUAAUAUUUUAGUUAGUGAAAAGAAGACAAAGAGGAAAUUCAAACAUGAAGACAUGGAAACUGAAGAGGUUCUUUUAGAGAUUACAGAAGAAAUAGUGCCUUUAAAAAAAAGUAAGAUUAAUUCUGAAUAUCCUACUGAAAUUCAAGAAGAAAAUAUUCCCAAAAAGAAAAAGAAGAACAAGAAAAAUAAGUCACUGGUAACGGAAAUAAUUCAAGAGAAUGCAGAAACGGAUGUAAUUGAAGAGAAUGCUGAUGAUACUUGCAGUCUUGUAACUAAAAAGAAGAAAAAAAAGAAAAAUAAAUAUGAAGAGUAAUAUGUACUGUAAUAUAAGCUCAUAAAUAUUUUUACUUUUA
Plodia interpunctella (Indianmeal moth) is the source of this 1333-nucleotide messenger RNA. RefSeq lists its product as uncharacterized. The record is from RefSeq and is a predicted model, not a curated record. Gene Ontology annotation, molecular function: nucleic acid binding; telomerase inhibitor activity. The coding region runs from base 100 to 1293 and encodes 397 amino acids. The transcript has 2 exons. NCBI's taxonomy places the organism in Eukaryota, Metazoa, Arthropoda, Insecta, Lepidoptera, Pyralidae. Gene Ontology annotation, cellular component: nucleolus.